UAUAAACGUUUACUCCGUGGACCUGGGACCUUAUAUAAACAAGAGGAACGCAAGGGGUUUCGCAAACUCCAGUCAAAAAUGGCGGAAGAGUGGAACUCGAGUUUUCGCCGGAGUGUGGCGAGAAGCAUAGGCAGAAGUUUUAGCAGCGCUGCCGGGAGUUUGCGGAUGGAAGAUGCGUUUUCCGGCGUUGGAGGUGGUAGUCACGACGGAAGGAGCAGUCGUCACUCCAUGGAAGACGAAGAGGCCUUGCGAUGGGCUGCUUUAGAGAAACUCCCAACUUACAGUCGACUACGAACCACCAUCUUCAAGUCAUAUAUUCCGGAGGAUCAACAGGAACUGAAAUCUGAUCAGAUGUUGAUGGAUGUACGAGAGCUCGAUCCAGUUGCUCGACAGAAUUUCAUCAACAAGAUUUUUAUGCUCCCUGAAGAAGAUAACGAAAGGUUCUUGAGGAAGUUCAGGGAUCGAGUUCACAAGGUAGGAAUCUCGCUUCCAACAGUAGAAGUUCGAUUUCAAAAUUUGUCAAUAGAAGCUGAUUGCCAUGUCGGAGAUAGAGCACUUCCAACUCUCACAAAUUCUGCUAGAAAUAUCGUUGAAACCCUUCUCGCUACAAUCGGGAUCAACUUCUCCGAGAAAGCAAAACUGCGCAUUCUUAAAAAUGUCUCCGGAAUCAUCAAACCAUCAAGGAUGGCACUUGUGUUGGGUCCACCAUCAUCGGGGAAGACGACGCUUUUGUUAGCUCUAGCAGGAAGACUGGAUAAAAACUUAAAAGUUGAUGGAGAGGUAACUUACAAUGGACAUAAGCUCAAUGAAUUUGAACCACGAAGAACAGCUGCUUACAUUAGCCAAAACGAUAUUCAUGCUGGAGAAAUGACUGUGAAAGAAACAUUAGAUUUCUCAGCAAGAUGCCAAGGAGUUGGAUCUCGUUUAGAGAUGCUAACGGAGCUUGCAAGAAGAGAAAAGGAAGCAGGUAUCAUCCCAGAAGCAGAAGUCGACCUUUUCAUGAAGGCAACCGCGAUUGAAGGAGAUGAGAGCAGUUUGAUUACUUAUUACACUUUAAGAAUAUUGGGCCUAGAUAUAUGUCGUGACACGUUUGUUGGAGAUCAAAUGAGACGAGGUAUCUCUGGAGGACAAAAGAAGCGUGUAACCACAGGUGAGAUGCUUGUGGGACCCGCAAAAACUUUAUUUAUGGACGAGAUAUCAACGGGUCUAGACAGUUCCACUACAUUUCAAAUAGUGAAGUGCUUGCAACAAAUUGUACACCUCACCGAGUCAACAAUCUUAAUGUCCCUACUACAACCUGCUCCAGAAACUUUUGAUCUAUUUGAUGACAUCAUCCUUCUAUCCGAGGGUCAGAUCGUGUAUCAGGGCCCACGAGAAAAUGUUCUAGAAUUCUUCGAGAGUUGUGGGUUCGUAUGUCCAGAAAGAAAGGGUACUGCUGACUUCUUACAAGAGGUGACAUCUAAAAAGGAUCAAGAGCAAUAUUGGGUGAACAAAAAUAUACCGUAUAAAUACAUAUCAGUGAAUGGAUUUGUUGAGCGAUUCAAAAGUUUCCAUGUGGGAGAGAAGAUGAAAAACGAGUUGUCAAUUCCAUACGACAAAAACGAAAGCCAUAAAGCUGCUUUAGUCUUCCAAAAAUACUUAGUCCCGAAAAUGGAGCUCCUUAAAGCCUCAUGGGAUAAAGAGUGGCUACUAAUGAAAAGAAACGCUUUUGUUUUUGUUUUCAAAUCCAUACAAAUCGUGUUUAUAGCAUUCAUCAUCACGACUUUGUAUCUUAGGCCCACAAUGAACCAUAGAGAUGAACAAGAUGGGGUUAUCUAUAUAGGGGCACUUUUAAGUAGUUUACUCAUAAACAUGUUUAAUGGGCUUGCUGAUCUGUCACUUAUCAUCAUGAGACUUCCAGUUGUUUACAAGCAAAGGGACCUCAUGUUCCACCCUUCAUGGUGUUUCACUCUUCCAGCUUUCUUGCUUCGGAUUCCUAUUUCUAUACUUGAGAGUGUUAUGUGGUGUGGGAUUAUUUACUAUGGUAUUGAUCUUGCCCCUGAUGCUAGCAGGUUCUUCAAGCAUCUUUUGUUGGUGUUUUUGAUCCAGAAUGUGGCAGCAGGGUUGUUUAGGCUGAUUGCUGGGGUUUGUAAGACAAUGAAUAUUGCAAACACAGGAGGAUCUGUUGUGCUUUUGCUUAUAUUUCUGUUAGGUGGUUUUAUACUUCCUAAGACUCAGAUUCCAAACUGGUGGGAGUGGGCGUAUUGGCUUUCACCUUUGUCUUAUGGCUUCAAAGGAUUUGCUAUAAAUGAGUUUCUUGAUCCUAGGUGGACAAGCAAAACGAGCUCAGAUGGUUCAACCAACAUGGGGUUUGCAGUACUACGGACCCUUGACAUCCCAACUAAAGAAAGCACAUACUGGAUUUGUGCUGCUGCUCUUCUUGGUUUCACAUUUCUCUUCAAUAUUCUUUUCACCAUCACUCUCAUGUAUUUAAAAGCCCCUGGAAAGCCACAAGCAAUUAUCUCCAAGGAAGAAGCUGCAGCCAUGGCAGGUCAAGAUACCAACCAAGAACAAACACCACAUCAUGCUCCCAGAAAUCAAGUCACUUCUAAUGCUAAUGGUGUUGCUAAGAAAGGCAUGGUGCUUCAUUUUACUCCAUACGCCAUGUCAUUUGACAAUGUCAACUACUUUGUUGACAUGCCUGUUGAAAUGAGAGAACAAGGGGUAACAGAAGACAGGUUGCAUUUACUUAGUGAUGUAACAGGUGCAUUUAGGCCUGGAGUUUUAACUGCAUUGAUGGGAGUAAGUGGAGCUGGAAAAACUACAUUAAUGGAUGUUUUAGCAGGAAGAAAAACAGGUGGUUAUAUCGAAGGAGAUGUAAGAAUAUCAGGAUUCCCAAAAGUACAAGAAACAUUUGCAAGAAUCUCUGGAUAUUGUGAGCAAACUGACAUCCAUUCUCCCACAAUCACUGUUCAUGAAUCCUUAAUCUACUCUGCUUUCCUCCGUCUCCCAAAAGAAAUCAGCAAAGAAGACAAAAUGAGUUUUGUACGUGAAGUGAUGGAGUUGGUUGAACUCGACAAUAUCAAGAAUGCAAUGGUGGGACUUCCAGGAGUUAGUGGAUUAUCAACUGAACAAAGAAAGAGGCUUACAAUUGCAGUAGAACUUGUUGCAAAUCCUUCAAUUAUUUUCAUGGAUGAACCAACUUCUGGACUUGAUGCAAGAGCAGCUGCCAUUGUUAUGAGAGCUGUAAGAAACACAGUGGACACAGGAAGAACAGUUGUUUGCACCAUUCAUCAGCCUAGUAUUGAUAUCUUUGAAUCGUUUGAUGAGUUGCUGUUGUUGAAAAGAGGUGGAAAAGUUAUCUAUGCGGGACCUUUAGGCAGACAUUCUCAAAGCAUCAUUGAUUACUUUCAGGAAGUUCCUGGGGUUCCAAAGAUCCCUGAAAAAUACAAUCCAGCAACAUGGAUGUUGGAAGUCAGCUCUGGCGCUGCAGAGAUGCGACUUGGCGUUGACUUUGCUGACAUCUACAGUUCAUCGUCUUUGCAACAGAGGAACAAGGAUUUGGUGAAGGAGUUAAGCGUACCUCCUCAAGGAGCUGUAGAUCUUCACUUCGAAACACAAUAUUCUCAAAAUAUAUGGGGACAAUUCACUUCAUGUUUAUGGAAGAUGUGGUGGAGUUACUGGCGAAAUCCCGAUUAUAACCUUGUCCGAUUCUUCUUCACUUUGCUUUGUGCACUCAUGGUCGGGACUGUAUUCUGGAAAAUCGGCAAAAAAACGUCGACCAGCACUGAUUUAAAUAGAACAAUUGGAGCCAUGUACGCUGCUGUAUUUUUUGUAGGUGUAAACAAUUCCCAAACAGUACAACCAGUUGUUGCAACAGAAAGAACAGUCUUUUAUCGUGAAAGAGCAGCUGGAAUGUACUCUUCAUUACCAUAUGCCAUGGCACAAGUGUUUGUAGAGAUACCAUAUGUAUUCCUUCAAACGACAUACUACACUCUCAUAGUGUAUGCCAUGGUGUCAUUCGAAUGGACUGCAGCUAAAUUCUUUUGGCUCUUUUUCAUCAACUUCUUCUCGUUCCUUUACUUCACAUACUAUGGAAUGAUGACUGUUUCCAUUACACCAAAUGAGCAGAUUGCAGCUAUAUCCGCAGCUGGUUUCUACCUACUUUUUAAUAUCUUCUCAGGGUUUUAUAUCCCACAACCUAAAAUUCCUGGAUGGUGGGUGUGGUACUACUGGAUUUGCCCCAUGGCAUGGACUGUGUACGGAUGCAUUGUUUCUCAGUAUCAUGAUUCAACUAACACAAUCAUGGUUCCUGGGAUGGAACAGGGCCCACUCCUCACAUCGUAUAUAAAAGACUACUAUGGUUUUGAAUUGGAUUUCAUGGGUCCCGUUGCUGCGGUUUUGAUUGGUUUUUGUGUGUUCUUCGCGUUCCUGUAUGCCACCUUCCUCAGAACUUUGAACUUCCAAAUUAGAUAGAAAGUGCAUUCUUGAGUAUGUGGGAUUUGAAGAGGUAAGAAAGAUGAACUAAAGCUUGUUUCUUGUCGACAUUCUAUUAUUGAAUUUGUAAAUUGUGUUGUAGUUUAUACGGUUGAAUU
Lactuca saligna is the source of this 4574-nucleotide messenger RNA. The record is from the annotation of a GenBank genome assembly. NCBI's taxonomy places the organism in Eukaryota, Viridiplantae, Streptophyta, Magnoliopsida, Asterales, Asteraceae.